Messenger RNA from Syngnathoides biaculeatus (alligator pipefish), 2958 nucleotides. It is a transcript of the gene mrpl15, whose product is annotated as mitochondrial ribosomal protein L15. Gene Ontology annotation, biological process: translation. The record is from RefSeq and is a predicted model, not a curated record. Gene Ontology annotation, cellular component: mitochondrial large ribosomal subunit. NCBI's taxonomy places the organism in Eukaryota, Metazoa, Chordata, Actinopteri, Syngnathiformes, Syngnathidae. Gene Ontology annotation, molecular function: structural constituent of ribosome. The transcript has 4 exons. Bases 152 to 1042 code for a protein of 296 amino acids.
AUUUUUAUGGUUUUGUUUAGGUCGAAUCGCUCCGGAAGUCUCUCCUCUUUUUGGUCUCCUUCGAAGGGCAACAAACUGAUCACGUGACCCGGGUGCCCUUGGCUCCCGAAUUUGGUCGGACAUGUGAAGCGAGCCGUCGACCGCCGCAAUCAUGUCCUUCCCUUACAAAACCGGCGGUAAGGCGUUCGAAGCCUUGCGGAACCUGCCGCGCAUAUCCCUGGGCAGCCUGCGCCCCGAGCCCGGAGCCAGUAAGAACGGAAGACGCCGGGGCAGGGGCCAGCACGGCGGCAACCGCAGCGGCCGAGGACACAAAGGAGAGCGGCAGCGAGGCACCCGGCCUCGCCUCGGCUUCGAAGGGGGACAGACGCCCUUCUACCUGGCCAUCCCCAAGUACGGCUACAAUGAAGGCCACAGCCGGCGUCCUCAGUACCAGCCGCUGUCCCUGCGGCGCCUCCAGUACCUCAUCGACCUGGGCCGCGUGGACCCCGAGCGGCCCAUCGACCUGACGCAGCUGGUCAACGGCCGCGGCGUCACCGUGCAGCCGCUCAAACGGGACUACGGCGUGCAGCUGGUGGACGAGGGUGCCGAGCUCUUCUCAGCCAAAGUCAACAUCGAAGUCCAACGCGCGUCCGAGAAAGCCAUCGCCGCCGUGGAGAGGAACGGCGGCGCGGUGACCAGCGCCUUCUACGACCCGAUGAGCCUGACCAUCCUCAUCCAACCCGUCCCGUUCUUCCAGCGCGGCCGGCCCAUCCCCAGGCGCGCGCUCCCCGGCGAGGACCUGCUGCCGUACUACGUGGACCCCGAAAACCGCGGCUACCUGGCGCACCCCGACGACGUGCAGCGGGCGCGCCUGGCCCUGGCGCAAAAGUACGGCUACGCUCUGCCGGACGUUUCAAAAGACCAAAUGUACGCCAUGCUGGCCGCCCGGAAGGGCACCCGGCAGAUCUUCUUCGGACUCUCUCCGGGGUGGAUCGUCAACAUGCCCGAAAAGAAGAUCCUUAAACCGUCAGAUGAGAAACUACUCAAGUACUACAGCUCCUAGUGGACACGUGUGUGUUUUUUUUUUUUUUUUUUUGCACCGGAGUCUGUUUCCGGUCUAAAAACCGCAUCAGGGGGACUGGUGCACCAAUAAAACAAAGGUACUCACCCGGCGGCGUGCGCACUCCCUCCUCUUUCCUCGGAACUUGUGUUGAAUCAGUGUCAGGAUUACGCAGAGGGAUCCUCGGGGAUUCUGACCCCGCGGAUGGCGAACCGCAGGUUUGAAACUACGGCGGCCAUUAUGAAACGUCUGGAAACUCCUUUUAAGGCAAAACGUUCCGAGCGGAACAGGUGAGCGGGAAAUCAAGACAAGUCCGAAGAAUGAAAACAGGAAACAGAUGCCCGCGCCGUGUGAGCGACUUCGCAACUUUUGAAAUUUAGUCACGUCACGGCAGCUGCAUCCUGCAUCCCCGCGCUCGACUUUCUUCUUCUUCUGCCCGACACAAUCAGAAGCAAACAUACAUCCGAGCGCGUCGGGAUGCUUACGACCGCGGCGACGCUCACUUCGACGCACGCGUUCGCGUUAUCGGGUGUUUUCCGAUGACUCGCUUCUCGGGCAUUUGUUCGUCCCUGAAACUAAUUUCAACAUCUGGAUUUUAAACAGUUUACAGAGUUUAAAAAAAAAAAAAACUUUUAAGUUUUCUUGUUUUAGUUCAAGAAAAUUAGCUUUUGCAUUUCAAAUCGUCCAUUCAUUUUCUCAGCCGCUUAUCCUCACGGGGAGGGCGCGCAAACCUCCGCACAGUCGGGUCCGGGUUUGAACCCGAGACUCUUUCCAGCGGAGCCACUGUCGACUUUUAAAAAUUCAAUGAACAUUUUAAAUUUUUUUAUAUAGUACCGUAAUUUCCGCCCUAUGAGCUGAAAUCAUAAAUAAAAUGAUAAUCAACAAAGAAAAGGUUGAUGGAUGUGACACCCCGUGGCGACGCCUAACGGGACAAGCCGAAAGGAAAAGAAGAAGAAGAAGCCGACGCGACUUUUCGCAUGCUUUCAACCUUGCGUGUAUGCGGCUAAUUUCUGCAUUUUUUUUUUCUAACGGCCGCAAGGGGGCACUCUAGCGGAAAAGGUAAGCGUGAGACCGGUGGAAUAUAUGUGCCGAGGAAGUGACUUUUACCGGUCAAGGCCCUGUUAAGCGCCGCGCUAACGUGUUAUUGCUGCGUCUCAGUGCUUUUUUUUUUUUUAACCAGUAUUAUGGAAGUAGAUUAGUGCCACCGGGAUUGUCGCUAGCGUUAGCGUUAGCACAGUGGCGCUACCAUUUAAACUCUGUGUACCGUUUUUCUUUGUCAAUAUCUCGCAUUUCAAUGUGGCCACUUGCGGGUUUUGCACCGCUGCGCCGUAUUUAUGUACCAAAUGGUAUUUCCUUUACAAAUGUACCGGGUGAGGCUAAUAACCCGGUGCGCUCUGUCGGCCAUAAAGGAAAAUCGCACAUAAAAAGGUAUUACAUGCACAGGUAUUUAUUUGCUACUAUAUAUUUUAUUUCUAUUGGGGAUACUUUUUUUAUUUUGUUAUAUUACUAUUUUUAAUCUAUAUUACAUGUACCAUAAAAAAGGAAAAAAAAAAACACAGUUCUACAUUUCCUUCAGCUCGAAAUUAUUAUUAUUAUUGUUUUUUUUUGCGCCUUUAAAAGUUCAGAGAGCGACUCGGACCUCGCGUUUAUUUAGUCUAAACGGCAGGCGGGCUAUAAAUAAGCGACGCAUUUGAUGGUCCUUUUAUCAAAGGAAACAUAUGUUUGCGCGUUCAUAUUCCCCCCCCCCCCCCCGCCGAAUUAGCGCAGAACCAGAUCCGGUUUUCGGAGGGAGUUCUAACAGCGCAGAUUCAAUUUUUUAUUGAUUUAUUCGGCGGGUGGGUUUUUUAUUAUUAUUAUUAUUGGGUUUUGCGGUUAAACGUGAGUGGCCGCGCGCAGCCCCGAGGGGGGAAAUGCAAAAA